This is a messenger RNA of Fraxinus pennsylvanica, 1044 nucleotides long. NCBI's taxonomy places the organism in Eukaryota, Viridiplantae, Streptophyta, Magnoliopsida, Lamiales, Oleaceae. The record is from the annotation of a GenBank genome assembly.
AUGUUUGAACUGAGGCUAGUCCAGGGUAGUCUACUGAAGAAAGUUCUUGAAUCACUCAAAGAUUUGGUGAAUGAUGCAAACUUCGACUGUUCGGCUACUGGUUUUUCAUUGCAGGCCAUGGAUUCCAGCCACGUGGCCUUGGUGACGCUUCUGCUCCGCUCAGAGGGCUUCGAGCACUAUCGAUGCGACCGAAACAUUACGAUGGGCAUGAACAUGGGAAACAUGGCCAAGAUGCUCAAGUGCGCUGGAAAUGAUGACAUUAUCACCAUCAAAGCUGAUGAUGGAACUGACACCGUUACCUUCAUGUUCGAGAACCCUUCUCAAGAUAAGAUUGCUGAUUUUGAGAUGAAGCUCAUGGACAUUGAUAGUGAGCAUCUUGGGAUUCCAGAAACAGAAUAUGAAGCCAUUGUGAGAAUGCCGUCUGCAGAAUUUGCUAGGAUUUGCAAAGAUCUCAGCACCAUUGGUGAUACCGUUGUGAUAUCUGUGACAAAAGAAGGUGUGGGGUUCUCCACUAGAGGUGACAUUGGUACAGCUAACACUGUCUUGAGGCAAAAUACAUCAGCAGACAAGCCAGAAGAUGCUACAAUUAUAGAGAUGGAGCAAUCUGUUACACAAACCUUUGCCCUGAGGUAUAUGAACUCCUUUGCAAAGGCCACCCCACUUGCAAACCGAGUGACAAUCAGCAUGUCUUCUGAACUGCCAGCCGUAGUUGAGUACAAAAUUGCAGAGAUGGGCCACCUCAGGUUCUAUCUGGCUCCUAAAAUAGAAGAUGAAGAGGAAAUUGCAGGUCAGGCUGAGACCAGGACUAGGAAGGAAACCGAGUCUAAAUUGGAGAAGAAGCCCGACUUGAAGCCCAUGCUUCUUGAAGAAUCUGAACCUGACGAAGAAAGCAAGAUUAAAGUGGAAAUCAAGCCCAAGGUUGAAUCCGACAAUUAUACUCUUGUUGAAACCAAACCCAAGGUUGAAUCUGACAAUUAUACUCUUGUGGAAACCAAGCCUGAAGCAGAAUCAAACGGUGAAUCCGAAGUUAUGGAGGUUGAAUAG